Molecule: messenger RNA, 8290 nt
Organism: Brienomyrus brachyistius
Lineage: Eukaryota; Metazoa; Chordata; Actinopteri; Osteoglossiformes; Mormyridae
Product: low-density lipoprotein receptor-related protein 6-like
Exons: 23
Coding region: 446-5272 (1608 amino acids)
Biological process (GO): receptor-mediated endocytosis involved in cholesterol transport; chemical synaptic transmission; Wnt signaling pathway involved in somitogenesis
Molecular function (GO): Wnt receptor activity; Wnt-protein binding
Source: RefSeq, a predicted model, not a curated record
UGCGCUUCCAAACAAUUGUUACGGAAAGCGACGCAUUCCUGCUCCGGAUACCGCGGGCGGCUUCGGCUUCUUCGCUCGGAUUUAUUUCCAACAUUGCGGUAGUUCACCAGGCAAAAUCGUCCCGCCGACUGCACGCGCAGUCCGAAAUAACAAUAGCCGAUUGUCGGUGUUUUUUUUUAUUAGAUAGUAAUAAGGGGGGAAAGGGGGCAGGGUUAGCAUUUUUUCCACCCUUCCUGGCGGAAGGAGACAGUUCGAAAGGCAGCGCGGUCGCUGCACUCUGUCAACGGCGUGAGAGGAUCGGGGAGUCCGAAUGGAGCGACCGGGAAGCGGAGCGGCAUUGUGACCGGACCGGAGCCCGAGUCGCAGCGGAGCGAAGCGGAUCGGAGCGAUGAGAUCCCCGCACUGAAUAGGAGUCGCGGGGCCAGCGCGCAAAAAAGGGAGAAAGAUGGGUGCCCUUUUACGUACCCUGCUCUGCUGUAGUUUUUGUUCUUUAAUGCGAGGUGAACCCCUCCUGCUAUAUGCCAAUCGGCGGGACCUGCGGCUGGUGGAUGUGGCCCAGGGGGGGAGCAACGCCACCGUGCUGGUGAGCGGGCUGGAGGACGCGGCGGCCGUGGACUUUGUCUUCGCCCAAGGCUUCGUAUACUGGAGCGACGUGAGCGAGGAAGCCGUCAAGCGGGCCACCUUCAACUGGUCUGGGUCCUCUCAGCAGAGCACGGUGUUGUCGGGCCUGCAGUCCCCAGAUGGCCUGGCCUGCGAUUGGCUGGGCUCCAAGCUCUACUGGACGGACUCUGAGGCCAACCGCAUCGAGGUAGCCAAUCUGGAUGGGUCGCUGCGGAAGGUGGUUUUCUGGCAGGAGCUGGACCAGCCAAGGGCCAUUGCCGUGGAUCCCACUAGAGGGUUCAUGUACUGGACAGACUGGGGGGAAAUACCCAAGAUCGAGCGUGCUGGGAUGGACGGAACAAGCCGCUCGGUCAUCGUUGACAGUAACAUCUACUGGCCCAAUGGGCUGACGCUGGACUACGAGCAGAAGAAGCUGUACUGGGCUGAUGCAAAGUUCAACUUCAUCCACCGGAGUGACCUGGACGGCAGCUUGCGGGAGGUGGUGGUGAAGGGAUCUCUCCCGCACCCCUUUGCCCUCACACUGUACCGCGACACGCUCUUCUGGACCGACUGGAACACGCACUCCAUCCACUCCUGCAACAAGCACACCGGCGAGGACCGGCGCGAGGUCCACACCAACAUCUUCUCACCCAUGGACCUCCACGCCUACAGCCAGGAGAGGCAGCCCCACGUGUCCAGCCCCUGCAUGGUGGCGAACGGCGGCUGCUCCCACCUGUGCCUGCUGUCUCCCGUGAAGCCCUUCUACCAGUGUGCCUGCCCCACGGGAGUUCAGCUACUGGAAGACCAGCGUACCUGCCGACAGGGUGCCACGCAGAUACUGCUCCUGGCACGGCGAACAGACCUGCGGCAGAUUUCCCUGGACACGCCCGACUUCACCGACGUUGUGCUGAACAUGGAUGAUGUCCGUCAUGCCAUCGCCAUUGACUAUGACCCUGUGGAGGGGCUGGUCUACUGGACAGAUGAUGAGGUACGAGCCAUCCGCCGCUCCCGGUUGGACGGCAGCAGCAGCCAGUUCGUGGUCACCUCUCAGGUCAGCCACCCAGAUGGCAUCGCCGUGGACUGGGUCGCCCGGAACCUCUACUGGACCGACACGGGCACAGACCGCAUCGAGGUCACUCGGCUCAAUGGUACCAUGCGCAAGAUCCUCAUCUCGGAGGACCUAGAUGAGCCUCGAGCCAUCGUCUUGGAUCCCACAGCUGGGUACAUGUACUGGACGGACUGGGGUGAGAUUCCAAAAAUUGAGCGUGCUGCUUUAGAUGGCACCGACCGUGUAGUCAUGGUCAACACCUCCCUGGUCUGGCCCAACGGGCUGGCGUUGGACUAUACAGAGCGCAAGAUCUACUGGGCCGAUGCCAAGACAGACAAGAUCGAGGAGAUGAACAUGGACGGGACAGGCCGCAGGGUCCUGCUAGAUGACAAGCUGCCUCAUAUCUUUGGCUUCACCCUCCUCGGCGAAUUCAUCUACUGGACGGACUGGCAGCGGCGCAGCAUUGAGCGUGUGCACAAGCACUCUGCCGAGCGCGAGGUCAUCGUAGACCAGCUGCCCGACCUCAUGGGGCUCAAAGCCACCUACAUGCACAAGACAAUAGGUACCAACCCCUGUGCGGAGAACAAUGGGGGCUGCAGCCACCUGUGCCUGAACCGGCCGCAGGGGGUCCAGUGCGCCUGUCCCAUCGGCCUGGAGCUCAUCGGCGACAUGAGCACCUGCAUCGUCCCCGAGGCCUUCCUGCUCUUCUCCCGCCACACAGACAUCCGCCGCAUCUCCCUGGAGACGAACAACAACAAUGUGGCGAUCCCCCUCACCGGUGUCAAGGAGGCCUCCGCCCUGGACUUUGACGUGACGGACAACCGCAUCUACUGGACGGACAUCACGCUGAAGACCAUCAGCAGAGCUUUCAUGAACGGUAGCGCCCUGGAGCCCGUGGUAGAGUUUGGCCUGGACUAUCCCGAGGGAAUGGCAGUUGACUGGCUUGGCAAGAACCUAUACUGGGCCGACACUGGCACCAACCGCAUCGAGGUGGCCAAGCUGGAUGGGCAGCACCGGCAGGUCCUGGUUUGGAAGGACCUGGACAGCCCAAGGGCCCUGGCUCUAGACCCAGCUGAGGGGUUUAUGUACUGGACGGAGUGGGGUGGGAAACCUAAAAUCGACCGUGCAGCCAUGGAUGGAACUGGCCGCGUCACCCUGGUCCCCAACGUGGGCCGGGCCAAUGGCCUGACCAUCGACUACGCCGAGCGGAGGCUGUACUGGACGGACCUGGACACGACUCUCAUAGAGUCGUCCAACCUGCUUGGCCUGGAACGCGAGGUCAUAGCAGAUGACCUACCGCACCCCUUUGGUCUGACGCAGUACCAGGACUACAUCUACUGGACGGACUGGAGCCAGCGCAGCAUUGAGCGUGCCAACAAGACCAGCGGGCAGAACCGCACGGUGAUCCAGGGCCACCUGGACUACGUGAUGGACAUCCUGGUGUUCCACUCGUCGCGGCAGUCGGGCUGGAACAUCUGCGCCUCCACCAGCGGCCACUGCUCCCACCUGUGCCUGGCCGUGCCCGUCAGCGGCUUUGUGUGCGGAUGCCCCGCCCACUUCUCUCUGAACAACGACAACAAGAGCUGCAGUGCCCCCACCUCCUUCCUGCUCUUCAGCCAGAAGACGGCCAUCAGCCGCAUGGUGAUGGACGAGCAGCAGAGCCCCGACAUCAUCCUGCCCCUGCACAGCCUUCGGAAUGUGCGCGCCAUCGACUACGACCCCCUCCACCGGCACCUCUACUGGAUCGACGCCAAGCAGAACGCUAUCCGCCGGGCCCAGGAGGAUGGAAACCAGAGCAUAAGUGUGGUUUCUGGCAUGCCGGGAGGCCUUGGUCUACAGCCUUAUGACCUCAGCAUCGACAUCUACAGCCGCUUCAUCUAUUGGACCAGCGAAGUGACCAACGUCAUCAACGUAACGCACAUAGACGGCCGCGGUGUGGGCGUGGUGCUCCGCGGGGAGCACGACAGGCCCCGUGCCAUCGUGGUCAACCCGGAGAGGGGGUACAUGUACUUCACGAAUCUGCAGGAGCGCUCACCCAAGAUCGAGCGCGCGGCGCUAGACGGCACGGAGAGAGAGGUGCUGUUUUUCACCGGUCUGGGAAAGCCUGUGGCGCUCGCCGUGGACAACGAAGCAAGCCGGCUCUUCUGGGCGGAUGCCGACCUGCGGCGUAUAGAGAGCAGCGAUCUCACCGGCGCAAACAGGGUGGUAAUGGAGGACUCCAACAUCCUCCAGCCCGUCGGGCUGACCAUCUUUGAGAACCACCUGUAUUGGAUUGACCGGCAGCAGCAGAUGAUCGAGCGCAUCGACAAGACUACCCGCGAGGGCCGCACCAAGAUCCAGGCCCGCAUCUCCUCUCUGAGCGACAUCCACGCCGUCCAUGCUCUCGACAUGAAGGAAUAUAGUAAGCACCCCUGUACCUCGGACAAUGGCGGCUGCUCCCACAUUUGCGUCGUGAAGGGCGACGGCACCACUCGUUGCUCCUGUCCCAUCCACCUGGUGUUGCUGCAGAACGAGCUCUCCUGUGGAGAGCCUCCCACUUGCUCCCCAGAGCAAUUUUCCUGCGCCUCUGGCGACGUGGACUGCAUCCCGCAGGCAUGGCGCUGCGAUGGCAUCGCCGAGUGUGAGGAUGGCAGCGAUGAGCGUGACUGCCCUGUGUGCUCGCCACUGGAGUUCCAGUGCGCCAGUAGGCAGUGCGUAGCCCUAGAGCUGCGCUGCGAUGGCGAGGCCAACUGCCAGGACGCGUCCGACGAGAACGAGUGCACAACACACUGUCCUGUGGACCAGUUCAGCUGCGCUAAUGGCCAGUGUGUCGGCAAGCACAAGAGGUGCGAUCACAACAUGGACUGCACUGACAACUCUGACGAGCUCGGCUGCUACCCCACAGAGGAGCCGCCGCCCCCACCCACCAGUGCUGUGGGCUCCAUCGUGGGCGUGGUCCUCGCGCUCUUCGUGGUGGGCGCCAUCUACUUCGUAUGCCAGCGUGUCUUCUGCCCACACGCCAAGGAUGAUGGCGAGGCCAACGACUUCGUGGUCCACGGUCCAUCGUCCAUGCCGCUGGGAUACGUGCCGCACCCCAACUCGCUCUCCCGGUCACUUCCAGGUAUGUCUCGUGGAAAGUCGGUAAUGGGGUCCCUCAGCAUCAUGGCAGGCAGCAGUGGGCCACCCUAUGACCGGGCCCAUGUCACAGGGGCAUCCUCCAGUAGCUCCUCAAGCACCAAGGGUUCUUACUUCCCUCCGGUCCUGAACCCUCCUCCAUCACCUGCCACAGAGCGGUCCCACUACACCAUGGAGUUUGGUUACUCCUCUAACAGUCCCUCCACACACCGUUCCUACAGCUACAGACUCUACACCUACCGGCACAUUGCCCCGCCCACUACACCCUGCAGCACAGACGUGUGUGACAGCGACUGCACGCCAGGCCGUCGCAUCAUCGCGCCGGCCAAGGGCUACACCAGCGACCUCAACUACGACUCUGAGCCCUUUCCCCCGCCUCCAACGCCCCGCAGCCAGUAUCUGUCAGCGGAGGAGAACUGCGAGAGCUGCCCCCCCUCACCCUACACCGACCGCAGCUACUCCCACCAUCUUUACCCUCCACCUCCAUCCCCAUGCACGGACUCCUCCUGAGCCACGCCCACUUUCUCUGGCCCCGCCUUCCCCUGUAAAUACCAUUUGUGCAUAUGAGUAAGAGGAUAUUAUGGGGGGGGGGUUUUGUACAGUAUUAAAAUAUAAAGCCAGGACGUCCUGGGAUAGGGGAUUGUUGGGGCACGUUGUACAGUGAAGUAUUUAUAUUUUCUAUACCGCAUCUAUGGGUGCCAAAAGUUUGUAUUAUGAAGAGAAUUUUGUACAUUAUAUAACUAUACAAAUUUAUAAAAAUUUGCCACAAAUGAGAAAUGCUGCCUUAAUCCCAAAGUCUGAAACAGAAGACGCUGCCUUGACAUGGGGCUGAAAGCAAGCAAUCCAGAGGAGAGAGACACUUAGCUAAUGCCAAAAAUGGGGCGCCUCGGAGGGGCUGCCUGAAUUCAGUCUGUCAGGACUACGGAGCUUGUCCUGACCACCUCUGCCGCCCUGCCAUCACACUGUGGGAAACCAAAGAGCCAAUGAAGCAGUAGAAGGCCACAGGGUGCUGAACAUCAGCCCAUGCUGGGUAACUGGUUCACCCCAAAGCCUGGUCUCUUCCUCUUUCUCCUCUUCCAGCUCUCUAAGGGUCUCACUUGUUCACACUGGACUACACCCACCUACAGGGAGUAGACAUCCCAGAGCAGAGACGGAUGUGUUUGAGCACAGAGAUGCCAUAGUGGAAUAUGGCAGCUCAGUGUGACUCCCCCACCCGUGUUGAUGGAGUUAACAUUCAGAAGCGAUUAACCAAACAUACAUUCUUGGUUCUAAAGUCUUUCUCUUUUUAAAUAAAUCAUGUCAGGCUACAGCUGUAAACUGAGACAAACGGCAUGCUGUGGUUCUGCUUAAUACCCCCCCCCCCCCCCCCCCCAGAGGAAGGGAAGAGCACCACCUAGUGUCUGACUCAUGCCAAAACUUUUAAUCUUUUAAACUCGGUGCCCACAGAAUAUUUUCAUAUUUUUGUACCAUGUAUUGUGUAGAUAUCAUAUUUAUAAGCUAUUAAAAACCUCAUAUUAGGUUAUUGUAAAUGUAUCCACUAUAUCCUUGCAGUACUUGUGUGUUUCUGCUGUAAAUGAAACCCUAUCUAUUUUUCUAUUGUGUGUAAGUCUGUAUAGAGACAAUCUAAGGCAGAUCAUUUGAAGAGAAUGCGCAGAUAUCCAUGUAUUAUUAAUAUUAUUAUUAUUAUAUUUUUUUACCCAGGCAAAUUAUCAUUCUGUUUCUCCUUUGCUUGAUUUGCUUGAUUUAAUAAUUAUUCUACACAUGACUAGUUAUACCACGGUCACCUCAAGGUGUUUCUCUUUGAACAGCAAACGCAUCCCUGGACAACACAAGAGUUCAGCCCCCCUUGGCUGGAUGUCUUCACUGUACUGUGUUGAUCCUGGGUUCAGUACAUUAAGUUGUCAUGUUUCAGGGCUCAAGACCAAAUCCCCCCCCCCCCCCCAUAUUUUCCGCUCUGCGAGAUAUUGGAGGCUCACUUUCGAAUUUCUCCCACUGUGAAAUGCCCAGCCUCGAACUACUGCCUGUCUGCAUCUCAUUUAGCGGGAUGAGUUCAGGCUGGACUGAUGUCUGGUGAACGCCAGCUCCCAUGCCUGAUUGGCCGGGAAGGACAAUUUACUGUCUUUUUGGAAUAAUGGAUUAAGAGAAAUUUACUGGCUCUUGGAACGUUUUUUUUUUUUUUUGCUUGCCAAAGUGCUCUAAAUAGUUUAGCUCUGACUUUGACAGUCUGUUGGCAAUAUCUUUGACUUGACUGCAAUCAAGGCUUCACAUCUAUGUUUGAUUAACUCCCAAAGGGCUUCGGUCUUCUCUGCCUGCUGCUGAACUGGACCUUUGAUGAAGGACCCAUGUGCCAUAUGCGUGUACCUGUGUGCAGUUCCUUGGGCAGACUUGAGCGGCAGGGGCAGAGUUGUGCUGUUCUGCUAAACUCCUGAAGUGUCUGUAAAUGGGGCCGCGUUGGUUUUGGUUUCCUCGUGUCGAUUAGUUUGCCUGUAAGUGAACCAGGAUGGAUCCGUACAAUGUACUUCUCUGGCCUCUCCAUGCAGAAAUCACUUUCUCUUUUUAUAUUAAAUUGUAGCAGUAAAACCACUUUUAAUAUAUUAAACUUCUCAGCAUUUGCUGACGGCAGAACCUGUUGAGUCCGUAGCACCCUGGCAGCUCGGCAUCCAUCGGCACGCAUCUCCAACACCUGUCAGACACAGUCCUGUCAUCCUGUCACCUACUGCAUCUGGCCCCUGACCACUGCCUGUGAUAAACUAGCUUAAUGAUGUUUUCCUUCUUGACUGCACUUUACGGUACUCUUGGUAGUUGCUGAUGUAAUAGUUCAUUUAGGAGAGUUUGUUACCCCUUAUGCCUGAGCAAAUUUCCUAAUUUUUGUUUUAAUUCCUUCAUCUGACAUGAUCUACCUGAAUGUAGUAACACAAGUUGUAGAUGUUUCAGAUCUUUACUAUAGGGUUUAGUCACCUAUAACUGACAAAGGGUUAUAAUAAUUGGUAACCAAAGGAAUUAUUUUGGAUUGCUAAAUUUUCAAAUAGGGAAAAUGUACCUCAAAAGAGGUUUAUAUUAAACUUCUUGGCUUUGGUUUUCAUUUUAGCCUCAAAACAAACGUAGCCUUUCAGAAAACUUUUGUGAAGAAAUGUUAUGCUACCUGCCGGUUGGCUUAGCUUGUUUUGGGAGAUUUAAUAUUAAAUUUAACUUAAGCUUUAGCUGCAUGGAUGUCCAUGGUAAGAGUUGCUUGAGGUAAAAAUUAAAAGCACUUUUGGUUCCAGGACAUUGGAGAAGCUAAGCUGACAGGGCUGAGCAUCGGAAAGGCCGUUCUGGCUGGGGGGUCCUCAUGAAGCUGUUUGUUACUGUGGUGCUUUGCAGGCGUGACUUCAGGAUAACCAACAUUUGGUUAAUCAUAUCCACAAUGUUCCACUAACCCUUUGUAAAUUGCUUUUCAUGUACAACAGUGUAUAAAACCUGUACAGCCCAUAUUAUAUAUCUUUAUAAGCUGUUGUAACAAAUUAAAUGUUGAUUUUUUUAUAAGAAGAA